Molecule: messenger RNA, 894 nt
Organism: Mytilus trossulus (common blue mussel)
Lineage: Eukaryota; Metazoa; Mollusca; Bivalvia; Mytilida; Mytilidae
Exons: 5
Coding region: 1-591 (196 amino acids)
Cellular component (GO): membrane
Source: RefSeq, a predicted model, not a curated record
AUGGUAGCCAUUGGGGUAAUCUUAAAAUCCCCGUCAGACGUCGGUUUCAUAAAAGCAGCAGAGAAUGCUAUUAAAAUAGCUUUGAAUGCAGUACUAAAAGGAACAUAUCUUACCAACUACAGCAUCAGUAGUUUCAACAUGAGCGAUCUAUUCUCUGGAAUAUCUACAGGCAUGAUAUAUUCAAUAUCAGUGGGUGUUUUCCUAGUAGUUGAACUUAUAGUAGUCAUCCUGAUGUACGCUGCACCUAGCACUUUUGAAUGUUGCGGUGUAAAUAGUUACAAGGAUUUUCAUAAUUUUGCCCCACAAUGGAACCGUUAUCCGAUAGCAAAUGGAACAAAUAUAACUGCACCAAUCACAUGCUGUAAAUCUCUGAUCACAGACGGAGAUAUUUCAUGUGCUACAGAAAAGGGAUUGAAUAUAUAUGAACAGGGUUGUUUUGAGGCCAUAUGGGAUAAAGUGUUAGGGAAACCAUUGUAUGCUGGUUUAGGAUUUACAUCAAUGUUUGUAUUUCAGGCUGUUUUAAUUAUAUUUUCGGCAAUUCUCAGUAAAACGAUAACUGAUGAAGCAAGGAUAGAACCAAUAUAUGGAUAACAGCAGCUUAAGCAGGAUGCAUUAAUUCAAGAGAGUUGAAUGUGACACGAAUUAAUAGUUAUACAUUCUGCUUACCAAUAGUCUAUAAAAACAUUCCAUUGGAAAAUGUUGCUUUUUAUUAUGUGUACUUUGCUGUUAUAUUAUUUGAAAACAAUAAUGCGCUGUAUAAAAUAUAAAUAUGCCAUGAUUUGAAGAUAUCGAAAACAUGUAUCCUUGUUACUUUGAAAUUACACAACCAUACUUCAUUUCAGUACAAGAUGUUUCUAAUUAACCAAAGUAUGCCCUAUGCAUGCUAUGCAUACA